AUGGACCUCUUGACUGUGGAUAAGCAGAAAUUAGAUCUUGACUUAAAUCUUUUGACUGCCGAAAAGAAUGAUAUUUCUGUACAAUUGUGUCGUCAAAAGGAGCUUUACAUAGCUGCAAAAAGACAUAUUCACUGUCUGGAAGAUGAGCUGCUUGGUAUGAAAAAAGAAACGGACAAGAAAUUCGAAGAACUUGAGGAGAAUUCGAGACAUUAUCAACUUCUUGUCAAAAAUGCUAAUGAUCAUAUUUUUAGAUUAGAAGAAAGGGAACAAGAACUUAGAUCAGAAUUAUCUGCACAAAAUGAAAGAUACACUAAAUUACUUAAAAUUUAUGUGGAUUAUAUAGAAACAAACAAUUUAUCUGUGUCAAACAACGAUAUUGAAUCGGGAACUGUAUGCAUUGGUUGUGAAAAAGAUACUGAAUCAAAUGAGCUAGUUAUGAAAUCGACCGUUAAUUCAAACCCCACAAAUGAAAAUCCUAAUCAAAUUUCAGUAGAAUCGGGUUACAUUUUAAACACGAAUUCUAGAAAUAAUGGCAUUUCAACCAUUGGAAUUAAUUUAACACAUCCUCUAGAAUCUGAACCUGGUGUGAACGCUUUGCACUCUCUUGAUAGUUCUUUGAAGUCAAAUAAUGGUACCGCUUCUUUUAUUGACAUUUAUGAUGAUAUCGUAGAUUAUGAAACGGCUUUAGAAUCAACUCCUGCUAUGGGCACUAGUGAUGAUGUUGAAGAAAUUGAAUCUCUUGAUGUUUGUGAACCUUCUGUAGGUAUGAUCAAAGAAGUUGAAAAAUUAAUUAAAGAGAAUACUGAUUUGUAUGAAACAAAAAAUGCUUUAAAUAUUUUAAAAGAUGAUCUAAUUAAAAAACUAGAUGAAGUGACCGGUGAGAAAUCUAUGUUAAUUCAAGAAAUACAUGCUAUGCGUACCAAUAGAGAUGAAAUUAAAUCUGAAGCUAGUCGUUUAUCACGUUUAGUUUAUGAAUGUCGUGAUCAAAUAUCUAGCUUAACUGCUCGUCUUAAAAUUUAUGAAGACGUCAACGAGGCUGAUCAACGUUCAUCUAGAUUACUUCUUACUUCAAUACAACAGUCGAAAUCCUGUUGGACAUUAAAUGCAGAAAGUACAUGUCACACAUCAUCAAAGUAUCGUAAUAAAUCUGUAGAUAAUUUGAAUGAUGUUUCACCAUUGAAUGAUAUGAAUAAAACUGAAGAUGGAUACGAUUUACAGAGUACCCUUAAUAAAGUACCGAAAUUCGGUGAAGCUUUCUUCACUAAACGAGAAAUGGCUCGUGUUAUCGCAGAACGUAACAGUUAUAAAGAGAAAUUCUUGGAACUACAAGAUGCAAUGCGCUUAAUGGAUAGAUUACGAGUAGAUCAGAAAUCUCGUUUACAAGUUUCGACGGGUGAUGGUUUUGAGCGUUGGGUACCAAGGUCAUUCUUUUCAACCGUCCAGUCGGGUUUAACUGGAUUAUUCUCAACUUUUGAUCAAGCUGUUCCUUUAGCUUCUGUUUUGCCAUCAGAAGCUCAAUGUCUUAGUCCAUAUCAGUUAAAUGAUUCUAACCACUCUUGGUCACAAGGUUCUUACAAUUUAUCAGUUCAGUAUAUGAAUUCCUCAAGUAAUGGACGGAGGAAAUCUGUUGGAUUAAGAAACAUGUUUAGCAGGCUAUUUGGUUAUACAAUUGCAUAUGGUCCUGAUUCAAACAUCGUUAAUGUUGGUCAUGAUUUAACUGCCGGUGUAGAUAGUCACUCAUCAGGCGAAUCUGUGUCGAAAUCACUGGAAUCUAACCUUAAUUAA
This is a messenger RNA of Schistosoma curassoni, 1785 nucleotides long. The record is from the annotation of a GenBank genome assembly. NCBI's taxonomy places the organism in Eukaryota, Metazoa, Platyhelminthes, Trematoda, Strigeidida, Schistosomatidae.